AUGAAAAAACUCAAAGGGACUCAUUCGAAGGCCGCAAAGGCCUCACUUAAACCAGCACACUCAACCGAGUUCUCAACGGAGAACAUGCUCCGCGACAUAAAGAAGGUCGUCAAGGCAUUCGGUAAAGGGAUUAUGAAAAGCCCUAAGGAUCUGAAGAAAAGCACCAAACUGGCUUCCAUUCGACUACCCAGCGACCAACUUAUGUCUGACGAUUUAGGGGAUCGGGAAGAUGACAACGAGACCGAAGAAAGCCAGUCAGACGUAAAACUCGGUGAUGAGGAAAUUCCAGAUUCUGUAGAAAAGAAGGACAAAGUGAAGCGUGUGACUGGUACAAUUGAGGCUACUUCCCAUAGGCAGGUAUCAUCGGCUGAUGACACAUCUUCCACCGGAACCACGAGGGUCAUAUUCUCUAAUCUUAACGCGACACCAGACGCAUUCGAGAGUCUGAUACAGGAACACGUCGCCACCUGCGGACCGUACGAAAAAUGUUUUCUGGCCUCACGUAGGAAAGGUGUGCUGGUUGUAGCCAACGAGGGUAUAGCCAACACAUAUGUAGAGCACCUAAAUGGAUCGAAAUUUAACGGCGAACUAAUAUCCGUGUCAGUAUCAACUCGCAACAAAAAAGAUGGCGCUAAGAAGACAUAUAUGCCGUCGGCCGAAACGUUCAAGUCCCUCAUACUACAAAACGUGCCGAAGCAAGUUGAACCAGCCGACUUGGAGAAGGCAAUCAAUUCAGUACCAGGUGCUGUAUACAAAUCAAUGGAAAAAGUUGAAGACGGCAAGUGGAAAUUUUAUUUCCAAAGUGUCCCAGAUUGUAUCAAAUUCAACUCACUGCUUAACGGGUACACUCUCGAAUUCACAGUACAAAACAAAAGUAAAAAGGUGAAACUAAAGUGUGAGGCGCCUUCUUUUGGUACGAAAACGUCACAUGCUGGUCGAGUAUUUGUUCGAAAUCUUCCGUUUAAUGCAACUACGAAGCAACUUGAAAAGGUCGCGCAUUCAUUAGAUAAGGGUGCUACUGUACAUCUGCCUCGUGGAGAAAAAGGGGGAUUUGCAUUUAUUCAGUUCUCUAACUUUCAAGUGGCCGAAAAAGCUAUUCGCCUCUUAAACGGUAGCGAAUUCGGAGGGCGUACCAUACGUCUAACGUUAGCGCUUCCUACAGAGAUUUAUAGUGGAAAACCAAAAGAAGCGGAAGGAAACGCAGAAGAUACGGUCGCCGAUAACGAUGAGAGCGACAACGAACACCGUGAUUCCGACGACGAUAAUCAGGAGGAAAGUGACGAGGGGGAUCAGCCUGAGGAUUAUGAUGAAGAAGAAGGUGACAAUGAUGAUGGUGAUGAAGAAGAGUCAGAUGAGGGAUCCACUUAUAGUGAUGAUUCUGCUGUGACGAACAAUGAAUCUGUUAAUGACGCACGUGAGCACACUUCUACUGGGAGGCAAACCAAAAAGGACGAACAUCUUCGCACCAUAUUCGUACGGAACUUGAGCUACGAAUCGACAGAUGCCGCAUUACGCGAUUAUUUUGGCACAUUUGGUGAUGUCGAAGCGUGCAACAUUUGCAAAGACGCUCAAGGAGUCAGCCGCGGUACUGCGUUUGUGCUUUUCAAAACCGCCGAAGACGCACGGAAAAUACUUGAUAUGGAGGAAAUGGCACUGGAGAGAGACUCUGAGUAUGGUAAUACUGCAGCUAAUACCGCCGUACAUAAGCCAGUGAAGAGAUCCCAGGCAGCCGGUCUUGGUUUCUCUCUAAAUGGUCGUAGAUUGCGAUUGUCUAUGGCCGUCAGCCGAGACGAGGCCAAGGGACUGACCAACACUCGGCAAGAAAAAUCUGAUACCGCCCACAAUCUAAAGAAGCGAACUGACCUUUUAAUGGAGGGAGUGAUCACUGAAAACUCCCCUGAGUUCCAGAAGCUAACGCCCAUGCAAAAAAAACUACAAAUAUCCAGCUAUAAGGAAAAAUUGGAAAAGAUGAAAAACCCUAAUAUGUUCAUCAACCCAAAGCGACUAUGUAUACGUAACUUGCCUAAUAACGUGGAUGUGAACGCUCUGAGGCUUGCGAUUGCGACCCAUUUCCGCAGAAAUGUCGACGUGAAACGUAUUUGCGGUAUGAGUAAGGUAGACGCUAGUCGUGCCAUUGGUAAAGUAACGAUUUUGGCAGACGACAAGCGCAAGGUGGUGGUGGAAGGGACAAAGAUACGCAGACGUAAGCCCUUUGCAUUUAUCGACUUCAAGGAGGAAGAACUUGCACUUCAGGCUCUGCGAUUUCUUUCAAACAACUCCGAGAUAUUCGGGCCGCGUCACUGCCUAUUUGCGGAAUUCGCAAUCGAGGACAGCAGAGCGCUUUACGUACAAAGGAAGAGGAAGGAACAGUAUCAUGCAAACUUGGAAGAGAAACUUGCGGAACAAAAACAGCAUAAAGGCACGCCAAAGUUGGGUGAGAGACGCAAGAAGCGCAAGACAUAUAGCCGUGGCAGGCUACAACGGAUGAAACGUCGCAAAAUGCUAGAGUCAAGGACAGAACAGGCACAAUGA
Molecule: messenger RNA, 2532 nt
Organism: Babesia sp. Xinjiang
Lineage: Eukaryota; Apicomplexa; Aconoidasida; Piroplasmida; Babesiidae
Product: RNA-binding protein 28
Exons: 1
Coding region: 1-2532 (843 amino acids)
Molecular function (GO): RNA binding
Source: RefSeq, a predicted model, not a curated record